Naegleria fowleri is the source of this 1632-nucleotide messenger RNA. RefSeq lists its product as uncharacterized. Lineage: Eukaryota; Heterolobosea; Eutetramitea; Acrasida; Naegleriidae. Bases 1 to 1632 code for a protein of 543 amino acids. Gene Ontology annotation, molecular function: lyase activity. The transcript is spliced from 4 exons. The record is from RefSeq and is a predicted model, not a curated record.
AUGAAACGUCUUUCAUCUCAAGUUGUUGAGAGAGCCUACAAGUCCAUCAUUAAACGUGGUUCCGAAAGAGGAAAAUUCACGAAGGAGAUGAUUUUAGGAUUACCAUCGACUCCCAUUAUGAGUCCAUCCUAUCCGAGAGGUCCAUACUUUUUCAAAAACAGAGAAUACUUUAUCAUUACUUAUGAGUCCGAUAGGGAUGCCAUCCGAGAAUUGGUUCCAGAACCUCUUGUUCCAAACGAAAAGAAUCAAGUAUUGUAUGAAUGGAUCAAUAUGCCAGACUCUUCUGGUUUUGGAAGCUAUUCGGAAAGUGGUAUUGUGAUUCCCUGUUACUACAAUGGUCAACAAGUCAAUUUGACUUUACAAAUGUAUCUGGACAUUGAACCUCCAAUUGCAGCUGGAAGAGAGAUUUGGGGUUUUCCAAAGAAACAUGCUCAUCCUGAAAUGAAAGCUAUUCAAGACACCGUGGUGGGAGUCAUGAAUUACAAAGGAGAGACGGUAGCAACAGGAACUAUGGCCUACAAGCACACAGAGAUGGAUCCAGAACCAGUUCUUGCCUCUCUUGGAAAAACUAAUGUGAAUUUGAAAGUUAUUCCCGAUGUUGAUUUUAAACCCAAAAUUAGUCAGAUCGUUUCAUAUAACUUGCAAGUCAAAAAAUUACAUUUUGCAUACGAAGGUCCUGCUCGAUUGCACUUGAUUGAAAACGUGAAUGCGCCAGUAGCAGAUUUGCCUGUUAAAAAGAUUGUGCAGGGCAAGCAUAUCAUGGCAGACAUUCUUUUACCUUAUGGAAAUGUAUUGCAUGACUAUUUGAAUCCCACUCCUGAAAAUAAGAUGUGGUCAGAAAAGUUUGAAGAACAAUAUUGUCAACCAGGUCAAAAAAGAUCACUCUUUACUGAACAGCGUAUUAGGGAAGAGUGUUUAGCAAUGCCUGUCACAUGUCCUUCAUAUAAGCCCGCUGCUUCCAAACUUCAGAACAGAGAGUAUUUUGUGAUCAAAUAUCAAACUGAUAGAGAGAAGUUACUUGAGAAAAUUCCUGAUCAACUGAUUCCAAAUGAUGACGACAUUGUGGUCUUGCAAUUUGUCAAAACACACGGAACUGGUAUUGGAAGCUAUGACAAGGUCGAUGUUAUUAUUCCAUGUACAGACAUGUAUGGAAAUGGUGUACAUUUCAAUGCCAUGAGCUUCCUUAAUUCCUCUUCUCCCAUUACAUACGGUAGAGAGACAUUAGGAUUCCCUCAGAAAUUCUCAGACUCUGUAUCGUUUGCGGCACACCAUGACACUAUUAAGGGUACUCUCAACUACAAUGGAAUUCGUGUGGCUACAGGAACAAUGUCAUACAAGCACGAACAUAUGCCAAUAGAGGAUGUUGUUAGUUUCAUCUCAACACCUCAAUAUUAUUUGAAAUUUAUUCCUGAUGUUCGUGGUUUGCCCACUGUUGCACAAUUAGUUCGAAUGGAGCAUGCUAAUGUGAAGGUUUCAAGCGCUUGGAGAGGACAAGCCAAACUCAACUUGUGUGAUCACGUGAAUGCACCAAUCAAUGAUCUUCCAGUGAAAAAUGUUGUAGGAGGUUUCAACUUUAUUUGUGACAUGAUCAUGCCAGCAGGACAUGUUGUUCACGACUACCUCUCGCAUUAA